UCGUUGUUCACUUUUGAGAAGAAUAUAACUUGUGAUGACGACGAUAAUCAGUAUGUACCUGCUGCACACGAUUUGCUGCAGGAAACGCUCCCCUACAGCACUCACCGCUCAUCCUAUUCAACAACCACUACAACUUCACCUGCUUCAACGCCAACCCUGACCCGUUUCCAGCCACAAGUUGAAUUUGAUAAUUCUUCAGGAACGACGGAAUCACUGUUAUCAGAUGAUGCUACCAAAUCGUCGAUUACUCCACAAACGUCGUCAUUACCAUUGUCCCUCUCGUGGGCAGACGACCCCGCAAAAACAUUAUCAUUGCAUCAUGCAAACGUUUCAAUCGAUGCUCCUUCUACUUCUACGUCAGUAACAUUAAUGAUAACUAAGACUACACCACGACCGCAACAGUAUGUUAAGAAGGGACUAAGACCCAGUGGAAAACGACGCAAUAAGAAGCCGGGAAGACGGAAAAAUAAGACUCGACAUAAGUUCAAAGAUGUGCAAGGGGACGUUCAUAAAGCGAAUGGUGAGCAUACGUUAGCAUCAACGACCCAAAUCUACCAACAAUUCAACGAUGAUAAUUCGUCCUCAUCACGACCGUCCACCUCAUCACCACCCUAUUCUCAGUACACUUCAUCGCAAUCACAAAUCAACCAUAUCAGCUCCGAAUCACAUCUGCACACCAGCCUAGCAACACCUACAUAUUCACAUUCCACUCUGCCUUCAUCGAUUCACGAUCAACAGCAACAAACCACCACCAGUUCAGCGUUGUUGGUUCAUUUUUCGAUAACUAUCAUCAAA
Molecule: messenger RNA, 795 nt
Organism: Anisakis simplex (herring worm)
Lineage: Eukaryota; Metazoa; Nematoda; Chromadorea; Rhabditida; Anisakidae
Source: the annotation of a GenBank genome assembly